GAGGGAGGCGGCUGGAGUGCGUCAGUGCGAGCGGGGCCGAGGGCUCGAGCGAGGGGAGCGCGAGCGACAGACAUAAAAUAACAAAACGGAGGAAAGGUGGACACACAUUAAAACAACAGUUUGUAAAGUCGUAAGCGAGGAACGGCACGGGCGGAGUACUUUUAAAACAUUUUUUUAAAAACCCGGAGAAAAUCCAGAUCAAGACCAAUUUUGAUACAAGUGCAGAAUGUGGGGAAACCCAGCAAGUCUGGCGGCAUCUGUGGAGAGGGAGAAAGAGUUCCAAGUCCAAUUAUGACUUCAGAACUGAUAACUUGGCCAUUAGGAUUAUCGCUGCUUCGCUGAAGUAUUCAGCUGGAAGCCUGGAUUGAUUUAUUGAACAGGUUCUGGGAGUUGACUGUCUUUGACUUUGUAUUAAUGUUGGCUCGUUUGAAAGAACACUAUUCAAUCAGGGAGCAUCACUGACGUUGUGGUCCAAUGUAGCAGUAUUUGGUGGUAAAAGAAGAGUUCGCUGCGUGGUGAGAUAAAAUUAGGACCUCGGUCUCAGACCAUGUCAGUAUGGAUUCAGGCCCAGCAGCUUCAGGGCGAAGCUCUGCGUCAGAUGCAGUCCUUGUAUGGUCAACAUUUCCCGAUUGAAGUUAGGCAUUAUUUGUCACAGUGGAUUGAAAGCCAGGCAUGGGAUUCAAUUGAUGUUGAGAAUCCACAAGAGGAAUUUCGAGCGCAACGAUUGCUUGAGACCUUGAUACAGGAGUUACAGAAGAAAGCUGAUCAUCUAAUGGGUGAAGAUAUUUUUGUAUUAAAGCUGAAAUUAGGGAAUUAUGCCACUCAGUUAAAGAAUACUUAUGACCGUUGCCCACUGGAACUGGUUAGAUCAAUCAAACACAUUCUGUACCAUGAGCAGAGGCUGAUUAGAGAAGCUACAAAUCCAAGUUCACCAGUAGGUUUGUUGGAUUCCAUGUCUCAGAAACAUCAUCAAAUAAACCAAACAUUUGAGGAACUAAGACUAAUGACUCAAGACACCGAGAAUGAACUACGAAAGCUGCAACAUACCCAAGAAUACUUCAUUAUUCAAUACCAAGAGAGUCUACGCAUACAAGCUCAGCUUACCCAGCUUGCGCAGCUUAGUCCACAAGACCAGAACCGUCUCUUGCGAGAACAAAAUUUACAACAGAAACGGACAUCAGUGGAGAACUGGUUACAACGAGAAGCCCAGACACUACAGCAAUACAGACUGGACUUAGCCGAGAAACACCAAAAAACAUUACAGUUGCUUCGUAAGCUACAGACAAUUAUUUUAGAUGAUGAGCUGAUUCAGUGGAAACGUCGUCAGCAAUUAGCAGGGAAUGGUGGUCAAUCUGAAGGGAGUUUGGAUGUGCUGCAGUCAUGGUGUGAGAAGUUAGCAGAGACAAUAUGGCAGAACCGUCAGCAGAUCAGGCGAGCUGAACACCAAAGGCAGCAGCUACCCAUCCCAGGUCCAGUGGAGGAGUUACUUACAGAACUCAAUGCAACAAUUACAGAUGUAAUAUCUGCACUAGUCACGAGCACCUUUAUAAUUGAGAAGCAACCCCCUCAGGUUUUGAAGACUCAAACCAAGUUUGCAGCUACAGUACGCUUAUUAGUAGGAGGAAAGCUUAAUGUUCAUAUGAACCCACCCCAAGUGAAAGCAACAAUCAUCAGUGAACAACAGGCCAAGGCUCUUCUGAAAAAUGAGAAUACUAGAAAUGACAGCAGUGGUGAAAUAUUAAACAACUGUUGUGUUAUGGAGUACCAUCAAGCAACAGGAACCUUAAGUGCCAACUUUAGAAACAUGUCUCUUAAACGAAUCAAGCGUUCUGAUCGGCGUGGAGCAGAAUCAGUCACAGAAGAGAAAUUUACAAUUCUUUUUGAAUCACAGUUCAGUGUUGGUGGAAAUGAAUUAGUGUUUCAGGUUAAGACUUUAUCACUUCCAGUGGUAGUAAUCGUUCAUGGCAGCCAAGACAACAAUGCAACUGCCACAGUACUUUGGGAUAAUGCAUUUGCAGAACCAGGUCGGGUACCGUUUGUAGUUCCUGACAAAGUACUCUGGCCACAGUUAUGUGAAGCUCUCAACAUGAAGUUCAAAGCAGAGGUUCAAAGUAACAGAGGAUUGUCAGAAGAAAAUCUUGUUUUCUUAGCUCAGAAAGCAUUCAGUAGUUCAGCCAUACAUGCAGAUGAUUACAGUAAUAUGACCAUCUCCUGGUCCCAGUUUAAUAGGGAAAGUUUGCCAGGUAGAAAUUUCACAUUCUGGCAAUGGUUUGAUGGAGUCAUGGAGCUGACAAAAAAGCAUCUAAAGCCUCACUGGAAUGAUGGGGCAAUUUUGGGCUUUGUAAACAAGCAGCAGGCACAGGACAUGCUGCUUUCCAAGCCAAAUGGAACCUUCCUGCUGCGAUUCAGUGACUCUGAAAUUGGAGGGAUUACAAUAGCUUGGGGAGCAGAUAAUCCCAACAAAGCAGGAGAAAGAAUGGUUUGGAAUCUCAUGCCAUACACAACCAAAGAUUUUUCAAUUCGAUCACUGGCAGAUCGUAUCAGCGAUCUCAAUCAUUUGCUGUACUUGUAUCCUGACAGACCCAAAGAUGAUGUGUUCUCCAAAUACUAUACGCCACCAUUAUCAAAAGCAGUAGAUGGGUAUGUAAAACCACAGAUCAAACAGGUAGUUCCAGAAUUUGCUACAGCAUCAUCUGAUGCUUCAUCAUCGAGCAGUACUUAUAUGGAGCAAGCAGCAUCACCUGCAGUUUGUCCCCCACCUCAGUAUCCCCUUUAUUCACAAAACCCAGACAGUAUGCUUGAUCCUGAAGGGGAUUUUGACCUAGAUGAUACAAUGGAUGUUGCCAGACAUGUGGAGGAGCUUCUGCGCAGGCCAAUUGAUAAUCAAUGGCUUCCUCAUCAACCAACAUGAUUGACAAUCCCCGAGGAGAAAGUGAGAUUGACUGGUCAGUGAUGAAAACUUGCUUAGAAUACAGUGGACCCAACAGGCUCAUGGUCGUGCAUUUGGACUUCUGCAACAGUGGCCCUUUUGGAUUGGGAACAAUGUUCACAACAAGGCAGGGGGUAGAGAGAACCAGAAGUUCUUGAGAGUGGGCUCGAAGAGGAGGUUGGACAAAAGUCAUGAGGAGAGAAGGCAGCAACAAGAAGCUGGACCCGAGAAUUCAUCAGCUUUAUGGUAAGGCCCAUGGCCAUGAAUAGAACAGAUGGAAGCCUCUGAUGAGUUCUCUGGAGAGCCACAAAGGGAAAUUGAAGCAGGUCUAAAGCUGCCAGAGAAUAGACGGACUUCUGGACAGCACUUCGGAGUCCGAGAAGGCUUGAGUGAGGAAAAUUCUUUUUGUGCCUGGAUUGCAAGACAAUCUGGCUUGUGGUCACAAGGAAUUGUCAAUAGAAAUUCCUCUAACUGAACUCUGCUAACCCAGCUGGUUAACAAUCUGAACUUUAGCUCCUGAUGGUAUCUGGUGGAUCUGGAGUGUUGGUCUUGGAUCCCUUGUAAAUAAUUUGAGUUUCUGUUAACAUUCUUAAAACUUUGAUGCAAGUGGAAUAAAUUAUGUAGUCUGUUUGAAUCUCAUGUUAUAAUAGAAUGUUCCAACUAAUUAAAAAUAAAAGUUUAACUGAGGUUGAUCUUU
Messenger RNA from Chiloscyllium plagiosum (whitespotted bambooshark), 3626 nucleotides. The record is from RefSeq and is a predicted model, not a curated record. NCBI's taxonomy places the organism in Eukaryota, Metazoa, Chordata, Chondrichthyes, Orectolobiformes, Hemiscylliidae.